AUGGCUUGUGGCCAGCCGAAGAAGAAGGCGGUGCCGACUCCCUCGGCGGUGAAUGUUAUCUCACCAUCAUCAUCUACCUCUCAAUCGAUCAAGGAGAAAAACAAAGAAGUGUUGAAGUCUGCUGAUGUGAAACCAUGGGUUGAUAUUAUCAAAGGGAAUCGUCUUGCCUCCAAUGGUCUUGCUCUUAAAUAUAUUGCACCUAUGGUGGAUACACAAGUUACUGCAGAGGAAAAUACAGGGAAGGUGACUGCAGCUGAGAAAAGUGUAGCGGAAACAAAUUUGGAGACAAAGAUCGAUCAUGAUAAGCAGAAAGAUAGUGAUGAGGACCCUAACCCUUGGACUAGGGAGAAGUCAACUUUUAAGCCUUAUAGGGAACUCAAGUUUGAUGACAAAGGGAACCCACCUAUGAAUUGCAUAAAUGGUUUUGGGAUCUUGGGAGUGGGGAAUGCUCCACAGUCAAUGAGACUUUGA
Molecule: messenger RNA, 471 nt
Organism: Vicia faba (fava bean)
Lineage: Eukaryota; Viridiplantae; Streptophyta; Magnoliopsida; Fabales; Fabaceae
Source: the annotation of a GenBank genome assembly